GAGGACGAGGAGGAGUGCGGGGGAGGAGAGGGAGGGGGGAGGCUAUAAGGCCCGAUCACGAGGGGCAGCGGAGCAAUUUGGCUCCGGCCGAAGUAAGCAGUGGCUGCGGCUGCACUAUAGAGAGAGGGAGAGGGAGAGGAGGUGGGGGGGCCUUUUGUGUCCGGCUCCGUGUCCGUUCGAAGGACGGACGAGUACGGAUUUUGUCGCGUAGCUCCCAGUGGGGGGCACUGGCGAGCGAGCCAUCAUCGGGCACUAGGGCCCGUCUGCUGUUCGCUCGCUGACAGGCGCCAAUGCAAUGAUGCAUGGCGCCGGGCCUCGAUCCUCUGUAACCAGGUUUCAGUGAUCUCUACGAUACAUCAAGCGUCCGCCCUUUCCCCCACCAAGCGCUCCUCCUCGAGUACGACACUCGAGCACGCUAAGGGACAAAGGCUCGUUCUCUUCCCGGCUACGUCUUCGCGCGGGGACGGGAGGGGUGAGAAGAGACGAGACGGGACGAGACGAGCCGAGCAGGCAGGGGGACGAGACGACGUGGAAGGUUCGGAGUGGCUGCGACUGGAGAACAGGAAGGAGGCCGGCGAAGGGGGUGUUUGGGACCGGCGGAGGAGCACGGGAUGAGCGUAUGCACGCAGCGUGGAAGCUUGUGGGGAGCAUGAAGGCGGCCAAGUGGCAAGGGCGGAUGGUGGUCCGAGGAAUCUAGGCCCGAGUUUUUUCAGUGGUGAAGGUGUGUUCCACAUCUUGGAGGAGUCGUUAGAAGGAAGGGACACGGGAGAGUGGGAGGGAGAGAGAUAGAGAGCCGAGGAGGGGAUGAUCAGCUGACGGAUACCGAUCCGAUAAGCAAAAAUAGUGCCAUCGGUAGCGUCAUGGUGCGUUGAAACGGAGGAUUGGCGGAGAAUUCAGGGAGGUGGCCAUCGGUGAGGGAAGUCCCAGGCUUUGAGAGCAUUUUAAUUCGUCGCAACGAUGGCUCCUUCAAAAGACCCGCUGCUUUCGGGGGUUCGAUCUCGCGGGAUCGAUGAGGGGCGCCAAGCGCUGGGACUUCGGUUGGCGAAGGAAGAGGACGAGAGGGCCUAUGAUAAAUCGCAGCAGAUUGACAUGAGCCAGUAUGAUGACAAAGACGACGAGGAUGUGGAGAGCGGAGAUUACACUCCCAAAUUCUCGUGGAAGAAGUUAUGGCUGUUCACUGGGCCGGGAUUUCUGAUGAGUAUCGCUUAUUUGGAUCCUGGAAACAUCGAGAGUGACAUUCAAGCAGGAGCAGGGGCAGGUUAUUCGCUCUUAUGGCUGCUGAUGUGGGCGACCGUGAUGGGUUGCAUUGUUCAAUUGCUGGCUGCUAGACUGGGUGUGGCCACAGGGUGCCACUUGGCUGAGCUUUGCAGGGAAGAAUACCCAUUCUGGGCCAGAAUUCUGCUCUGGCUCAUGACUGAAAUUGCAAUCAUCGGAGCAGAUAUACAGGAGGUUAUUGGAAGUGCUAUUGCAUUUCGAAUUUUGGCAAAUGGGAUGAUCCCUCUCUGGGCAGGAGUACUCAUCACCGGAGUUGAUGGAUUCGUCUUCUUGUUGCUGGAACAGUUCGGUGUGAGGAAGCUUGAGGCCCUGUUUGGUGGUUUCAUCUCCAUCAUGGCGAUAUCAUUCGCAUGGAUGUUCGCCAAAACCGACCCCGAUGGCAAAGCAAUCAUUACUGGUCUGGUCAUUCCAACCGUCCCAUCCAAUGCAGUGAACAUUGCAGUCGGAAUCGUGGGAUGUGUGAUCAUGCCCCACAACAUCUUUUUGCACUCUGCACUAGUGCAAUCACGGUCGCUCGACAUCACCAAGAAGAGUCGCUUGCGGGAAGCACUUCGGUACUACACGAUCGAAUCAAGUGUUGCCUUGUGUAUCUCCUUCAUGAUCAACAUGUUCAUCAUGGCUGUGUUCGCCAAGGGUUUCUACGGACAAAUGGAGAGGCCCAACAUUGGACUCAUCAACGCCGGGGAGUACCUUGAGAAGGAAUAUGGGGGUGGGUACUUCCCCAUUCUGUACAUCUGGGCAAUUGGGCUUUUGAUGGCCGGCCAGAGUAGCACCAUGACUGGAACGUACACAGGUCAAUUUGUGAUGUCAGGUUUCCUGGAUCUGCCAGUCAAGAAGUGGGUACGUGUGAUCGUCACACGUAGUGUAGCUAUUGUGCCCACCAUCAUCAUCGCACUGAUCUUUGAUGGUUCUGAGAACAACCUGGACCGCCUGAAUGAAUGGCUGAACGUGCUACAGUCGAUCCAGCUGCCUUUCGCUCUCAUUCCUCUGCUCUGCCUCGUAUCCAACCAACGCGUGAUGGGUGUCUUCACAAUCAGCCGUUUAAUGAAGGUUGUUGUCGGCUUGAUCGCAAUUCUGGUGAUGGCUAUCAACUUCUACCUGAUGGUAGUGUUCGUCUGGGAUAGCAACCUCCAGUCGGUUCUAGCCCUCAUGGCGGUCGCACUCGGAGCUCUCGGCUACUUCGGCUUUAUCGUCUACUUGUUGUUACAACCUUCAACGUCAGAUGGCUUGUGGGCCACCUUGACCAAGAAGAAUGAUUACAGGGCAUUGUCUUCAGAUGUUCCUCCUCUGUCAUAGCACGAUUAUGGCGAACACGGUCUUCAACAAAAUGUUGGGCUUUAAAAAGUCAGCAUCUGUGCCAUAAUUCUUUCACAAUUUCCAAACACAUUAGAUUAGUCCUAGAAGUGGAUGUAGUGCCAUGAUGGAUCUGAAGUGAAGUAUGGUGUGCUAGAGUUCAAGAGCGAAUCCCCAGAAGAAUACCUUUCAAAGGGUCAACAGAUGAUGGGCUUUGGGUCUCAGCCUCAAUUCUAUCGCAGGUUGAGACCCAUCCACUCGUACUUCACUGCCGGAUGCCAAUCAAAUGUGUACAUACCUCUGUAUCACCCGGCAGGAAUUCCGCGUCAAGUUACUGCAACGUAGAUGUUAGUGAGAGUAGCUUUUGUAGGAAGAUUGGGCUUUUGUCACAGGUCUCGGUUGGUAAGGUUACCGACAGAUCAAAGCAAAAAGGUUUCCAGCAAAUUUUGUCGGUGUGUUCUGGUCACAGUCCAUCCCAGGCAUUCCUAAAAUUCCGAUACAGAGCUGGGAGAUGUCUGGAUGAACUUAGCCAGCCGUGCAAUAUCUUCAUGAGGUGAUCUGAUGAGAAGACGGGGUCCGCAAGCACAACCUUUCGAGCGGAGAACAGAUGGUUAACGCAUCGUUCCCGCAUCCGCUGCGAACACGAACAAAUCCGUCUCGAUGUCACCGAGAACAUGGUGCAUACGUGCCACAUUUCCUCCAUCGAUGGGGAGAAGACUAGGAAGGGAGCAGCGAAGUUACAAUGGGGCUGUUGUGCGAGCAUGUACGCAUUGAAGCUCACUGCUUCGGCGUUAUCAAGUCGACAAAAUCUGUCAGUCGUCUUCUAAGCAGCGGCGAGUAGGAACAUGUUCGGUGGCUGGUGUAUUUUAGUCUCAGGUCGUGAAGUUCAGAUCAGAUCUCACCAUGAUGCCUUUCUUCCAUCCGUCCGGAAAGUUGGGCAGGAAAGAGGAUGAUAAAAAUUCCAUGUGACAAGUUUUGGGUUGCCAGUGCGGUUUGUCUAUUUGAAAUCUGGCGAAUGUAAGUCUGAUCAGCUCAAUUCCUACACAGCUUACGGGGAGCUUUAAUGAAAACUUGUGAAUCUCUG
Messenger RNA from Marchantia polymorpha subsp. ruderalis, 3652 nucleotides. The record is from the annotation of a GenBank genome assembly. NCBI's taxonomy places the organism in Eukaryota, Viridiplantae, Streptophyta, Marchantiopsida, Marchantiales, Marchantiaceae.